GAUUAUACCGCCACCUAGUGCAAAGAUCAUGUUGUGACAAGUUGUGCCAACUUCCUGUUUGGAACUGUGUUGGGACUAGCCAGCUGAUUACCUAUUGUCCAUGCUAAGCUAGCUGCUAACUUUAGCUGCAACAACAAUGAACAUCCUGCCGAAGAAAAGUUGGCACGUGCGCAACAAAGACAACGUCGCACGCGUGCGUCGAGAUGAAGCGCAAGCGGCUGCGGAGGAACGCGAGGCCAAGAGACGCGUGGAACGAGCUGAGCAAGAGGCUCGCACUGAGUAUCUCCGAAAGAAAGCCAGAAUUGCCCUACAGGCUGCUGGAGAAAAGGAAGGCGUUGACGAAGCAGGACCUAGUCAGAAGAAUGGAGAGCUGGAACAUCUCAAUCUUUUUCCUUUGGAAGAGUCCUCAGAAAAGAAGGGAAAUGAGGAGUAUCUCAAAGAGAAGAAAGAAGAGCAGGAGAGGCAGGAGCGGGCCAUCGGCCUGCUUGUGUCCCUUGGUCCCCAGCCGGGGACAGAGGUCACGCCCUGGUAUAUGAAAGGUAGCACGGAAAAAGAGGAGAGAAAAGAAAGUGAUAAGAAGAAGGGAAUCUCUGAGGAGGAGCGUGAGAAGAGGGACUGUCGACUGAAAGACAGUUUGGACCCACUUAAAGACAUCAAGAAAGCCCUUGGGGUUCAUUACAAGAAGGAACACAAGAGCAAGAAAAAGGACAAAAGGGACAAAGUGAAAAAGAGCAGCAGAGACAGUUCUAUUGAGACACUGCGGGCUGAGCGAUUGCAGAGGGAGGCUGAGGAAAGAAGGAGAGCUGAAGCACUCAUGGCUCAAAGGAACAGAAAGGAAAAAGAUCCACGGAUGGAGCUGAACGACAGAGAACGACCGUACAACAGUGCUUACUUCCCUGAACUAGCCAGGAAGAGGCAGAGGCGGGAUCGGGACAGCUGGAGAGAAGAGAUUUUAAAAUCAUGACCUGUCCGUCUUCUUAAAAUGACAUUCAACACGGAGGAAUGUUUUCUUUCUAGUUGUAUGUAUUGGCCAUCCAGGUGACUGACUCUCUGCUCACUUGCUUCUGAGCUAAUCAUCCAGGUCAGGGUCAUCAUGUGUCUCCUGUGCUGCAGCAGCAUGUUCCUCAUGAACACGUCAGGACAACAGAUGGUCGGCCUCAUAGGAGCUCAAGCUGUCUUCAACCAUAAACUGGCCCUGGAAGGGUGACACAUGGCUUUACAGAGCCAAGUGUGAUUUUGAGAGGAACCAGCUCACUGUCAUUUAUUUCAUCACACCAGCCAACGUGUUAUGUUGUAUCAUGCUUGUCAUCUACAAGUCUUCACGAAAGUCAUAACAUGCAAUGAAUCUGUUUUUAUUUUAACUUAAUUAAAUUUUUGUGUUGUCUGAUGGGCACAACGCGUUCUCUUUCUGAUAUUUUCUGUGCAGAACAACCACCAUAUAUAUAUAUAUAUAUAUAUAUAUGGUUCAAUGUGUUGCGUUUCGCAUCUACAGUAUGGUCAAUAGGUUCAUUUUUAACGGUGUAUGAAGGUGUUAUAUAACAUAGUGUUGUAUAAUAUUGAGUGCCGGAGUCACAGAACUGGUAGUGAGUGUAAACUGGAGGACUAUUUGGAAU
Synchiropus splendidus (mandarinfish) is the source of this 1613-nucleotide messenger RNA. RefSeq names its product leukocyte receptor cluster (LRC) member 1 (gene leng1). The transcript has 5 exons. Lineage: Eukaryota; Metazoa; Chordata; Actinopteri; Syngnathiformes; Callionymidae. The record is from RefSeq and is a predicted model, not a curated record. Bases 137 to 964 code for a protein of 275 amino acids.